CCGAAGGGCGGUGAGGGGGGCGCGAGCCUAGGAUUCCCUCAUCCAUCCGUCCGAGAAACACAAACUUCCCGUUCAGUGAAGGACAAACUGGAUUUAAAAGCAACGUAGAAAAUCUGGAUUUUGACAAACAUCAGGUGGUGCGUGGGAUUAACAUCCAAGCGUCGUGUCUUGUUAGUGUAUUCGGAUGAUUCUGAGCGCUCGAGCGGAGCUGAAACUUUCUGACAGGACUUUUUUUCCCCGAGCCGUUGGAGAGCGCGCUCGACUUUUCUGUGCGCGCGCUGGAUCGUAGCAAAUUCUAUUGUAAUGUUAAAAUCAAAAUGUCCGAACUGGGAAAAGGGCUGACACACGAAGUGAGCGCUGCUAGUUGGUCAGGUUGGGGAAGAAAGAGACUAAGCAGAUCGCGGAACAUCGUAGCUUUGGUGCGGGACUUUAGUUGACUUUCGGACAGUGAUUAUGGCCGCAGAUUCGCUGCUCGUGCACAUUUUCCUGCACGGCGGAGCACCGUGGGGCUUCACGCUCAAAGGCGGCCUUGAGCACCGCGAACCGUUAAUGAUCUCCAAGGUAGAGGAGGGUGGAAAAGCCGGUUCUCUACAAUGCCCCCUGCUGGUCGGGGAUGAAGUGGUUAUCAUCAACGGUGUGGAGCUGACUGGAUUCAGACAGGAGGCCAUCUCUCUGGUCAAAGGAUCCUAUAAAACUCUCCAACUCACAGUGCGCAGAGAGCACUGUGCAGAUUUAUGCUGUUCUGAGUCCCUCACGGCGUCACCCUGCCAUCGAGCCGAUACAUACCAAUGCAGUGGAGGAGUUCAGAUACGCAUCAAACACAGGAGCAGUGAGCCUGGGUCCCGUCCCCAUUCCUGGCACUCCGCUAAACUUGGUGAGGGCCCUCUGGACUCUGACAGCAUGAUGCAGAUAUCCCAGGGUGCCAUGGGGGCUCCCUGGCACCAAAGCUACCAUGCCAGUGCCUCCACCACAGACCUGUCAGGUUAUGAUGCAGGAUUUCUAAGGAAAAGUCCAGACCAGUACAGUUCAAGGGGAAGCAUGGACAGCCUAGAUCAUUCGCAUCCUACUUACAGUUCCUGCAAUCAGCUGUCGGUCUCCAAAUCCUCCAAUAGUAUUGACCAUUUGCAUAGCAAACGUGAUUCUGCAUACAGUUCCUUCUCUACCAGCUCAAGUAUCCCAGAAUACCUUGCAGCUGGGCCAUCAUUCAGCAAGGAGCGCUCAUAUUCCAUGGACAGUGUUCCUCAACAUAGAACUGCAGAGGACAUGCAUCAAGCAGGUAUUUGCUAUGACCGCACUGUCUAUGACUCUCAACAGGGCAUGUCUGCAGAGCCUGAGGUCCUUUCUGCAGCAAUCCUAAAAGCUAAUGAGACCAAAGCACAGUCUAGAUGUGGACUCAUGCAGGGCAGGGUUUGUCACCGUUCCAACAGUACCAGUGGCAGUAGCAGUGGAAGCAGUGCAUGUGGUACAGUCACAUCACAUCGUCACAGUGCGGGACCAGGAUGGGGCCAAACACACAAUGGCAACUCUUAUGAAAGCCUGAAGGGGGCACCCUCACCUCCCUUACGUAGUGACAGCUAUGCAGCCACCAAAAACCAUGAGCGGCCCAGUUCAUGGUCCAGUCUUGAACAGGCUCGGUCUUUGCGGGCUCUUCACAAGGGUUUUUGGCAUCACUCGAGUGGCUCUGUGGCAUCAGGAAAAUCAUCAUUUGGAACAGAGGGUCAGCUUCACACAGUAAUUGAAAAGAGUCCUGAGAGUAGCCCAACAAUUAAACCCAAACAAAGCCUUCCACCUUUAUCACAACCUGGAUCAGCCAUGCUGCCUACUGGCAUCUACCCUGUUCCACUGCCAGAGCCCCAUUUUGCACAGAUACCAACUACAAACCCUAGCUCUAGUAGUGUGUACCCAGCACUUGCCAAGGAGAGCAAACCAAUUCCUCAGAAAGAACACAGUGGAGGAGCAGACUCUGGUGUUAGGAUGGCAGCAGAAAAUGGAUACCAAAGUAUUGCACCCUACUCCAGCUCUGUCCAGAUUCCUGGUUUCCCACAACCUAAACAAUCAACCCAGGUGAAAGAUGACGCUCAAACCAAAUGUGGCUAUAACAGAUCUCAUCCCCAAACACAGGGGUUCAAGCCGCAAAUGAUGUCCAUAGGCCAGGAAAGAAAGGACCCUUACACUCCAGUUCAGCAACGGCAAGAUAAACCCAGAUACUUACAUGGGAUGGAUACUAUGGAAGCCUACAGACAUCCUAGAGAGGAAGUGCCAAGUAGAUGUCAAGAACAAAAUGUCCAUCCACAACCAUCUUGUGCAGCAUGUGAAGUUUUACAGGAAUAUGUUCAACCUCAAAAAGGUGAUCAGAGAAUCAACACGUCAGGAAGGUUCCACAAUGAAUCCAGCACCUGUCAACAGAGGGACCAAGAUCUGGAUCAUCCAUUAACCCGACUUGAGAAUGCACUAGCAGAGGUCCAGAGAUGUUCUAGCCCGCACAGCACUACUAGCCAAUGCAGCCCCCAAAGUGAGCGGAGAAUGUCAGUAAUGGAGAAAGUCAGUCAUUUUGAAAGACAGCAGACCAAACCGCGCAGUUACAGUCACAGCCACUGCCACAGCCUCUCUAAUUACAGCUCUUCAAUUUAUCCAAGUCAGGAUACCCAAAGUGCCAAGAGGUCCAUGUCUGGACUGAAAGAUCUGCAAAAAGAGUAUGUCCCUCAACUGAGAAGUUGGAGUACCAGCCAUGAGGGAAAUGCAGAAUCAUCACAGGAUAUGCAGUCAAGGUAUGUGAGUGCUGGCCUAGCUCAGCAUAGGAAACCACAUGACCUACACCGAAGCAAGAGUUCUUUUCAACUUAAUGAGGAAAAUGGCAAAGAUAUUCAUAGGAGUAAGAGCACUUUUCAUCUUGAGGAAAACAAUAAAGACAUUCAAUGGAAAGAAGACCAUCAGGACAUCUUAGGCACAGUUCCUGACACCACCUUUACUCGAGCAUAUAGAGAUAGCAUCAAGGAUGCUCAGUCUAAGGUGCUGCGAUCCACUUCAUUUCGAAGAAGAGACUUAAGCAUAAACCCUCCUCCUGUGCCUGUGAAGCACAUGUCUCUGAAUAGGAAGGAAUCCAAUAUGUGCCCAAAUCCCACCACUUCUCCACACACUCCUAAAGAACGGCAUGUUAUUCCAGCUGAGUUACCAGACAAGACGAAUGCUCCUGAGCUUCCAAGAGUCCCUCCUGUAGGUCCUUCAGUUAUGCGAAUAUGUGGACGGAAACGAUUGACCAUGGAACAAAAGAAAAUGUCAUAUUCUGAGCCAGAGAACAUUCAUGAGGUUGGAACUUCUGAUAAAGACUCUGGCUUAUUUCAAAAGAAGGUACCACUGCAAUUCCAGCUUCCUGAGACAAGUGUUGCAGAUCGACGAAGGAUGUUUGAACUUGUAGCUACUCGUAAUACAGGUACUAAAUUGGCCACCUUAAGACCUGAGUUAAAGCAGAUGCAGCAAGAUGCUUUGGCUGAUUAUGUUGAACGCAAGACUGGUCGGCGAAUGGAUGGACGGCCUCAUCGUCCUCAUAGUGCCUUCAUGCAAUCGAAUUCUUGUUUGUCUAUGGAUUUACAAAGCCGCACCUGCACCACCAGUGUGUGCUCUAUUCAGGAGCCAGGACGAGAGGGUUUCUGUGAUGUUAACCGCCAGUCUUUGACUUUUACAACCAAUGCACAAUAUCCCUUGCACCCUAACAGGAACACCCAAACUCAGAGUCAAUCUGAAGUCUAUCAGUCUGCUUUUAUGCCACAGAGUGCAGAACCACAGAAACCAGAAAGGCAAGCAAAGAGAGCCAUUACAAGCCAUGUUGCAGGUCCAAACUUGGCUCACUUCCCCAGUGCCCCUGUUAGACAAAGCUUGGAUGAAUUUCUUGAAAGAGCUGUUCCAACCAGAAGCUCAGGGAAAUCAGCUUCUGCUGAGGACCUCUUGGAUCGCAAUCAAGACCGUCCUGUUUCUCAUCACUUCAGAUCAAAAUCCUCUCCAGCUGUGGAGAACCACAAUCUGGAUGCCUUAGCUGGAGACCUCAGAUUGUUCGGGAGUGUUUUUAAAGAAAACAGAACAUCAGGAAGCGAGGCACCUGAGCAAAGGUCAUCAAGUGAAGUUUGUCUGGAGCAUAGCUCUCUGCCUACCCCUGGUCUGACUCAGCUGAACCCACCUGUGAUAAGGAGGGAGCGACAGCGCCACUCAGACCGACCCCGAGCCCAUAGUGCCUCAGGCCUAGCAGCUUCAGUCGGAUUACCCUGUCCUUUCUCCUCUUCAGCGUGGCACAGCACCAACGCGACACAAUGCCAACCCAACCUAGAUGCCAUCACUUUCCCAGGCACUGUCCCAGAAAAUCCACUGGUAGGAAUGGACAAUCAAAAUUCUGCCAAUGUUAAUAGCUCCGAAGAUGCUCCAAACAACUCCGACAAGACAGCCUAUGACCUUUCACCUUCACACCAAAAAGUCACAGAGUCAGUCACAUCUUUCUCUCCACCUCACAGACCAAUCAAUUGUGGAUUGCCCACUUCUCCCAAAGCCUCCAACUCUCCCAUUAGGUCCCUCCCCUCUCUCCGGAUCUCAGAGUCCAGUAUUGACUUUGCCUCAUCUGCAGUUGUUUCACAGGAGGAGGAUGAAGUGUUUUUAUCUCCAACCUCUCCACCACUACAGCUGCUCUCAAGCAGAGAAGGAAACAUUUCUGAGGAACCUCCAAUUCCAUACCCAUCAGCCCAGCCUCAGAUAAAGGAAGAGUCACUUGAUGUCACAGUGUCUCAAGAAUCACAAAUACUGAACAGUGUCGCUCAGCAUCUAUCUGUCACAACCACCCACCAAGAGAGAGAUGAUCAGUUGUAUAACACUGUCCCAUCCUUGUCAGUAACCUCUGAGCCCAAUAUCACCAAUGUCACUGCUGUGAUCUCCAAAACUGGGCCAGAAGAGCUUUCAGAAAACCCUGAGUCACCAAUUCUGGCCAGGAGAGAGCGCACAGAGGCGGAGGUACAGGUGGAGACUCUGGCUCGGGAGCUGGUGAGCCGAGACGAGGAUCUCGCUCCUCUUCUGGACAUCUGGGCAAGCUCCACUAUGCUGGACUUGAUGGAAGACAUCUUCCCUUCCUGCUCAUCUGGUCCAUGGCAACAAGUGAAGACCAGCAGCAGUCAUGCAGGUGACAGUGUUCAGAGUGCUGUGUUUGUUGCUCCGGAAGCUCAUGUGAAAGCCAUUCAGGGAAGGAUGGAGACUGAUCUGGAUGAAGAAGAGUCUGAAUUGAACGAGAAGAAGGUGGAGCUCCUGCGGGCUCUGACUGUGAGUUUGGAGGCAUUGCAGAUGGAAAGAAAGAGACUGGUGGAGGAGCAGCAGUGCUACAGCACUCUGGGCUGCAGGAUAGAGGCACUGGUGCAGGAGCACUGCAAACCCAACGAGAGCGAGAAGUACCGUAUGUUUAUCGGUGACUUGGAAAAAAUCGUCAACCUGCUGCUUUCUCUGAGUGGACGUCUGGCACGUGUGGAGAAUGCCCUUAAUGCCCUGCAGAGAGAGACAGAGAAGGGGAGCACUGAGGAGAGGGCGUCGUUGCAGCAGAAACAAAGGCAGCUGCGCAGUCAACAGGAAGACGCACGUGAGCUGAAGGAGAACCUGGACCGUCGUGAGCGCAUUGUGCUCCAGUUUCUGGGUGGCUAUCUGAGCACUGCGCAACUGCGUGACUAUCGGCGCUACAUUCGGGCCAAACCGGCCCUUCUCAUCCGCCAACGCCACCUGGACGAACUCAUCCGACAGGGAGAGGAGCAAGUGUGCAGAUUGACGGAGAACACAAACCACGAGCUCAAUCCACAAACUGGCUCCACUCCAUCUUCUUGUAAUGAUUCCAACUUGUCAAAUCCAACCACUGUGACCUCGCUCUGACUGUCCGAUAGACUUGAAAGCUGCUGAGAAGAAAAACAUAACCAUGAAAGAUAGAACAAAAGAGAGAGAGAGAGAGAGAGAGAUAGAGAGAGAUAGAGAGAGAGAGACUAUUAUUACUAUUCCAUCACCUCACAUGUGGGGAAGUGCCUUAAUUUAAGGAAUUAAAAACAACAUGAAGGACGACGUUAUUUGCUUUAGCAAGUGUCAGUAGCUUUGUUUAGCACUACAAGCUAAAAACUCCACUCUGUGCCUGUCUCAUGGACAGAAAAAGGGUUUUUUUUCUACUUCUGAUGUGAUUCAGAAUGAAUAUUAAUACUGUAGCCUUAUGUCCACACAAGCACACCAUUAAUAGAUGCAAAAAUGAAAAGUUAAGAACUGUCUCCAAAUUUCCUUUUUAACUAAUUUCAUUUCCUUUGAACACCUUGAAGCCUUUCUGUUUUGCAAUAAUAGUCUAUGAAGAUUCUAAACAGAAAUGUGUCAGAGUACACAGGAGAGCUGGCACACUUGUAAGAUAUUUGUUUUCUAGACUGCACACAUGUAAAUCUGACAUCUUCUUAGAUGAAAAAAAAUAACAGCAGGGUCCAUAUAGUGUUGCUCGACAUGUUUGUGAAAGCCCCCUUUCUUCUGUGGCUGAAGUAUUUGUCUAAUGAUAUUUUAUGCUUAAUCUCUGACUGUGAGAAAGCACAGGUGUGAUCUGUGGUACUGCCGUAACUCCUGUUGGCCUGAUUGUGCAGCAACGUACAACAGCACUGUGUGGCAUCAUGCAAACACAAAAUACAAACACACACACAAACACAGACAAGUGAAGUUCUGUGCUUGUAUGGAUAGCAAAUGAUACAUAGUUCAUAAGAUGUGUGUAAUCCAUAGUUGGUUGUACUUCAGCUUCUCCCUGUUCAGGUUUGUCACAGCACAUCAUCUGAUCCGCAUAUUUGCCUCAGCAGCCUCCCAUUUUAUGGAUUCUCGGGACACUUCAAAAAAACAUCAGAAAACAUUGUAAUUAUGUUUUUGCUGCAUUUACUAUGAUUAAAAAAAGAAAAUGAGGCAAAACUAAUUAAUGGGCUCUGCAUCAUCAGUCGGGCUAAAUUGGUGAUUGUUCUGUGAAUGUGUGUAACAGAUAUCCAGUGAUCUACUUUAUCCUGUUAAUAUUUUCCAAGUCACACUCAAAGCUAUCACACAGAGUGAAUGUAUGACGGCUCAACACUGAUUUUCCUGAUGUACAUGGUUUACAGCAUGUUCUAAGUGGUGUUACAAAUGACCCAUGUAUCAGUACAAUCAUUUAAACCCAAAAAAAAGUACACAAUUGUACCAGCUCUCUCCUACUUUGAACUAAUAUCCUCAGAUCACGUUAUAAGACGAGUGUUUGUUAGAUAUGCUCAGUACCGCUGUAUUAAACCACUGUGAACAAGCAACAGCAUGACAACAGCAAGUUAUGCAAGUACACAACACAAAAGCCAACAGCAGAGCCCAAAGCACAUCUGUAUAGUAUAGCGUUGAGUUUACUGAGCAUGCUGAUAGAUUGCUGCAAUAAUUACACAACUGUUUCAAUCCUCCACAUCAGCAGAGCACUUCAUGAAUGCUGUUUUUUUUUUUUGUUUGUUUUGUUUUUUAAACUUCUCCUUAUUCUGAAUGAUUUAUAUACACUCUCUCUCACACACACACACACACACACAUAUUAGGGUGUGUGUGCACACAGUGAAAUCUGAGAACUGCCACACAAAAGCUACCAUGGAACUUUGAAUUAUUUAUAAAUAGCCUUUAUAUGAGGAUGUGUGUAAUUUGUACAUGUACAUAUGCUGUGCUAAUCUCUCCAGAUUUUUAAAGUUGCUCAGUUGUACCCAGAGUGCACAUAGCCUGUAAAUAAUGUGAAAUGUUUCAGAGUGCUUAAAUAAAUAUUAUAAGCCAUUAAGUUUAAAAAAAUUUGCAUUUAGCUGAACCGUUCCAUGUCAACAUCUGCAAAUGUUUAUGAGAUAAAAAAUAUAUAUUUGACAGAAUAUCUGUCAUUUCCCAUAAAUAUCCAUUUGAAACAAAUAUGUCAAAUACAAUAGUUGUUUUCUCUUUGAGAAUCAUUGUCUUUUUUUUUUUCUUUUUUUUUUCGAGCAAAAUUGUAAACAUUUACUGCACUCUGAAACCCUGUACAGAUACAUGUAAAACACUCUUCUGUUCACUGUAUGAUCAUACACACCGAUAAAGGUACCACUGAUGCUUCACUUUCAUUGCCUUUGAUAGACAUAGAACUUCAGUCUGCACUUGGAGCUGAAGACUUUUGUUUUUGGUUUUGUUUUUUUGUUAAUGGAUGAUGUUGGAUUUUGCUUUGUGCCGUGUGGAAACAGUAAUAAGAAAGCACAGACACAUUUUACAGAUAAAUUGGUUGUGUAAAAGAAGAGCUGUCUGCAAAGUCAUCAUUAAAUGGCAGUCAGAUGGUA
Messenger RNA from Tachysurus vachellii, 8309 nucleotides. RefSeq names its product shroom family member 3 (gene shroom3). Lineage: Eukaryota; Metazoa; Chordata; Actinopteri; Siluriformes; Bagridae. Gene Ontology annotation, molecular function: actin filament binding. The coding region runs from base 454 to 5886 and encodes 1810 amino acids. Gene Ontology annotation, cellular component: apical junction complex; apical plasma membrane; adherens junction. The record is from RefSeq and is a predicted model, not a curated record. The transcript has 11 exons. Gene Ontology annotation, biological process: actin filament organization.